Molecule: messenger RNA, 2892 nt
Organism: Sus scrofa (pig)
Lineage: Eukaryota; Metazoa; Chordata; Mammalia; Artiodactyla; Suidae
Source: RefSeq, a predicted model, not a curated record
GAUUAUUUUACAUUUGUUUCUUUGCUUUAGGAGACAGAUCCUUGAUACUCAAUUCUACAAAGAAAAACAAACACUGCAUUGCACAGUUUAGAUAAAAGUGAUAAAAAAUAUACAAUUAACAUAUUGGUAUUAUGUUAUUUAAAUUAUACAUGCAGAGUAGACUCUACUUGGUAGGGAUGCUUGUAAAAGCACAUUAACCAAAAAAAAUAAACUUCUAGAGGAAAAAUUAUGAAGAAAAGUAAUAUAAAGAAUUUAGAAUUGACUGUAGCAUGUAAUUAUGUUAUUGGCAAUUCACCCAGGAGAACCCACUUACAAAUGUAUAAACUAAAUGAUAUAUACUUGUUUCUGCUUUAAGUUACCAUAUUUAUAUGUACAUUUAUAUGUAUAUUUAGGUUACUAUGUGUAUUUAGCUAAUGUGCAUUUUGUAUUUAUAUAGUUGGGUCAUUUACAUACAUUUAGACUUAUCUAUAUAUUUAAGUUUAUAUAUUUUUAUCUAGAUAUUAAUAUAAAUACUAUGCCUAUAUGUGUUCAAUUUUUUGUCUUCUUUUCCUGUAAAGUUUUGAUAAGGAUGACAAAAGAGUUAUGAAGAAUCAAUCAAUGGAAAUAGAAUUCAUUCUCCUAGGACUGACAGAUGAUCCACAACUGCAAAUUGUGACUUUCCUGUUUCUAUUUAUCAACUACAUCUUGAACCUGAUAACAAACUUAAUCAUCCUUCUUCUCACCCUCCUGGAUCCCCAUCUCAAGACCCCAAUGUAUUUCUUCCUUCAAAAUUUCUCCUUCUUAGAGGUUUCAUUCACAACAGUCUGCAUUCCACGAUACUUGAUAAGCAUUCUCACUGGAGACAAAAAAAUUUCCUACAAUGGUUGUAUAACACAGUUGUUCUUUUUUCUUUUAUUAGGAGUUACAGAGUUUUACCUUCUGGCGGCCAUGUCCUAUGACCGCUAUGUUGCCAUCUGCAAACCUCUGCAUUACCCAGUCAUUAUGAACAGCAGAGUGUGCCACCAGCUUGUCCUCAGCUCUUGGGUAGCUGGCUUCCUAAUUAUAUUUCCUCCUUUGGUCUUGGGACUUCAGCUGGAUUUCUGUGCUUCCAAAAUAAUUGAUCACUUCCUCUGUGACAGUUGUCCCAUGCUACAGCUCUCUUGCACAGAUACACAUAACCUAGAAUUGGCAUCUUUUGUCUUAGCUGUGGUGACACUUGUAGUCACUUUGCUGUUAGUGGUCCUCUCCUACACAUACAUCAUCAAAACUAUUCUAAAAUUCCCUUCUGCUCAUCAAAGAACAAAGGCCUUUUCCACCUGUUCCUCACACAUGGUUGUUGUCUCCAUUACUUAUGGGGGUUGUAUUUUUAUGUAUAUGAAACCAUCAGCAAAGGAAAGGGUGGCCUUAACUAAAGGUGUAGCACUGCUCAAUACCUCCAUUGCUCCUUUACUAAACCCCUUCAUUUAUACCCUAAGGAAUCAGCAGGUGAAGGAUGCUCUCAAGGAUGUGCUUCAAAGGUUGUGUCACUUACAAAACAGUGAGAUGAAAUGUAGACAUCGAUAAGGUAUCCUCGAAACAUGAAUGGAGGAAUUGAGUACGAGUUUCCAUUCAGUACUUUAUAUCUAUCCCAUUUCUUCCCUCAAAAUGAUGCAUAUUGUAUUGGAUUUACUCAGACUUCCUGAGCUCAGCUCUUUUUUCUGUUUUGUCCGAAUAGACCAUUUUACUCUUUCAUAGGAAAUGACCCCUUUGGGGGGGGGGCAUGCCCAUAGUGUGUGGAAGUUCCCAGACCAGGGAUUGAACCAGAGCCACACCAGUGACAAUACUUAAUCCUUAACUUCUUAGGCCACCAGGGAACUCCCACAACCACCUUCUUCAGUGCAAAAUAUUGAGCCAGUAUUUGUCUAGAAAUGUCUCUUCUCAUAAAUGAGAGCUUCAUAUACUGACUAUUUUCUAAAAUAAAUCUUGUGAGCUAUGCAUCAUUAAUUAUAUCAAUAUAUGUGUGCUAUUGGUAAGAUCAAUGUUGCCUUCCAAGUGAAAUUACAAUUUAUGUGGUAUUUUGCAUGUUGAAUAAAGAAAUAAAAGGAAGUCAAGUGUUUCAGAAGUAUAAAAUGUGCAAAGGAACUUAGACUCUAUUAAAUAAGUUUUAAGAAAGGAAUCAGAGAGGAAUUAGAGAAAUUUUUGAAGCAUGUGAUUAGAAUAUGUAGCAUUAAAAUUAUGAGAUACCUAAAGGUCUAUUUGUGGGAAAGUUGUAUAACUAACUUCAUGCUUUAGGAAAUACAAAAGUUAAAAAUCAUUCUCUCAGUCAGUGCUGUUCACUAUGGUAAUUCCUGGCUAUCUAUAGCUCUUAAGCAUCUGAAAUGUGGCUAGUGUGACUGAGGAACUGAAUAUUUUAUUUUCAUUAUUUUAUUUAUUUUUUCUUUUACUUUAGCAAAUUGAUUUAUGAAGGAAAACACAUCAUAUAGUAGCCUCCUCCAUUCAUUGGAAAUGCAUUCGGUAUACAUGUGUUAAGUGUGGAAACAGGGAAUGGAUAAGGAAGAGAAAUACUCCCCCCCACUCCUCUAUCCCCACAAUCUAAAGCUUUAAUAAACCUCUCAUUCCUUUUUUUCCCUAAAGAUCUCUGACUCUAUUAUAUGUAUUGGAGGCCCACUGUUACAUGUAUAUACUAAACUUCAAAAUGUCCCAAGGGUUGAAAGCAAAGCCUCCCUCAUUUAUAUCCUUGACUCUAAGAUUAUUCAUAUUCAGUUCAAGAAUAACCUUCCCAUGUGAGUUCCCGUUUUGGCACAGUGGAAAUGAAUCCGACUAGUAACCAGAAGGUGCAGGUUUGUUUCUGGGUCUCACUCAGUGGGUUAAGGAUCAAGCAUUGCCUUGAGCUGUGGUGUAGGUCGCAGAUGUGGCUCGGAUCCCAUGUUACUA